Molecule: messenger RNA, 2073 nt
Organism: Ziziphus jujuba (common jujube)
Lineage: Eukaryota; Viridiplantae; Streptophyta; Magnoliopsida; Rosales; Rhamnaceae
Product: probable arabinosyltransferase ARAD1
Exons: 3
Coding region: 228-1709 (493 amino acids)
Molecular function (GO): glycosyltransferase activity
Source: RefSeq, a predicted model, not a curated record
UCAUUUACGUCGCUUUUGUUCCCCUUGUCUCGGGUCGCGGCUGUUUCUCCUUUUUCAUCUGUGUGUAACUGUAGUGUUGUCGCUACGGGAGGCUCUACAUACAUUAUUCCUGUCCGUGUCUAUUAAAAUCAGGCGUAUCACAGAAGUAGGAUCAUUUGGGCUUUACGCCCCCCAGCGCAUUUUGUCGCCGCAAGCCCGGAAAAACCUGAAGAAGAGAAGACAAGACGAUGAGCGUGCGAUCCAAAAUCCGAGAACUCAAGCCCUCGUCGCCGUCCAAUGACUCCCGCAAGGCCCACCAAACCCUAACCUUGCCGGCGAUUCUCUCAACGGCGAGGAAAUUUUCUCUAGUGAAGAAAACCCUAGUCACGAUGUGUGUUGUCUUCACCAUCUACGCCGUCUUCACCACCUUCUUCACCCCAACAGCCACUUCCAAGCUCGAGCCGUCCUUCCCCUCCGACAUCUUCGGCUCGGCGGCUUCGAUCGCAACCGUUUCCCGCGAGAGUCUGCUCCGUAGCUCCUUUGGACAUCCUCCGGUGAAAAUUUACCUCUAUGACCUCCCCGAGAGGUUCACGUACGGAGUCAUCAGGCACCACUCUCUGGCCCGCGGUGUCCGACCAGUCCAGGACGUGACGACGCUCAGUUACCCGGGGCACCAGCACAUGGCGGAGUGGUACUUGUUCAAGGAUCUGCUCCGACCCGAAUGGGAACGGAUCGGGUCGCCAGUGGUCCGGGUGUUGGAUCCCGAGGAGGCGGAUCUCUUCUACGUGCCUUUCUUCUCCUCCCUGAGUCUGAUCGUGAACCCCAUACGGCCGCCGUCUGCGACGGGAGGGGAUAGUACGCCGGUGUACAGUGACGAGGAGACGCAGGAGGCGCUGGUGGAGUGGCUGGAGGCGCAGGAGUACUGGAAGAGGAAUAACGGGCGGGACCACGUGAUCGUGGCAUCAGAUCCCAAUGCAAUGUAUAGGGUGGUUGAUAAAGUUAAGAACAGCAUUUUGCUUGUUUCGGAUUUUGGGCGGUUGCGCCCUGACCAGGGGUCACUCGUCAAGGACGUCAUUUUGCCUUAUUCGCAUCGGAUUAACACCUACACUGGCCAAAUCAGCGUCGAAAAUCGCGACACUUUGUUGUUCUUUAUGGGCAACCGAUAUCGCAAAGAGGGAGGAAAGAUCCGUGAUUUGCUUUUCCAACUACUUGAAAAGGAAGAGGAUGUCAUAAUAAAACAUGGAACUCAAUCCAGAGAGAGUAGGCGUGCUGCUUCACAUGGGAUGCAUGCAUCUAAGUUCUGUUUGAAUCCUGCUGGUGAUACUCCAUCAGCCUGUCGGCUUUUUGACGCCAUAGUUAGCUUGUGUGUGCCAGUGAUAGUCAGUGAUAACAUUGAGUUGCCUUUUGAAGAUGUUAUUGACUACAGAAAGAUUGCAAUAUUCGUAGAAACCUCCACAGCUUUAAAGCCAGGGUUCUUAGUCUCAAUGUUGAGAGCAAUAACUCAAGAGAGAAUUCUGGAAUUUCAGAAAGAGCUGAAAGAGGUGAAUCAUUAUUUUGACUAUGGAGAACCAAAUGGAACGGUGAAUGAGAUAUGGCGCCAGAUUGUACGAAAGGUACCGCUAAUUAAACUAAUGAUUAACCGUGAGAAACGGCUGGUCAAGAGGGAUUCAAAUGAACCUGUCUGCUCUUGUGUCUGUUCGAACCAGACUGGGAUUCUAACCAGCUUAUGAUACCUCUUUUGUCUACUAAUGGAAGUGGCCGUCUUCAUACCAGAUUAUUUGUCUUUGUUCAGGCAGGCCAGACAGCUAUACUUCUGUUGAUUAUUUAGAAAAUCUGGUAAAGUUUUCUGGCGAUGGGGAUGAAUUCCCGUGUCCCAUGUAAGAUGGGCGAAUAGUUGCUGCACAAGGUUCGUUAUUAAUUGCAGAGCUGAAAAUACAUGCACUUUUUUCUAUCCAUGGGCAUUUUCAGGUUAUACACGAGUUGUUGUAGAUGAUUUUAUUUAUUUAAAAACAGACUGAGUUGGUAAAUUGAUUAUUAUAUGUAAUUGUAAUUGUUUAUACAUGUCACAAAAUAAAGAUCUCAUUAUUCUUCUAA